Molecule: messenger RNA, 2295 nt
Organism: Haemonchus placei
Lineage: Eukaryota; Metazoa; Nematoda; Chromadorea; Rhabditida; Trichostrongylidae
Source: the annotation of a GenBank genome assembly
AUGGGUUUCGGCGAAAAUGCCAGUUUUGGAGCUGUUCCCGCAUUCGGCGGGUAUCGCGGAGGAAGUGGAGGAUUUCAAGGUCAUCAGUCUAAUGGUCCCGAUCGACGAAGUCCAAGAGGACGAGGAGGUGGAGGAAAUUUUUCUGAUCGUAGAGAAAAUCGAAGACAGGUAGAAGAUUGGGAUUCUGAAAUCGAACAAAGGAAUUUUCCAUCACACGGUCGCUUUGAUGAUUCGCCACAGUUUUCUGAUCCUGGUAAACCUCGAGAAUUUGAUGGAGAAUCCGGAGGCCAGAAGUUUGGAGAUUCCCGUUCCGGAGGAUUUGGUGGUCCUAGAAGAAAUAAUGAUUCGAGGCCAGGUGAAAACUUCAACCAAUACAGGAACAGUAAUCGCGGAGGCGGUUUUGCUGGAAGAUACCAAUGUGAGGACGAUGGAAGAGCGUUCAAAUCCUCUGGACGAGGACUGUAUAGUGAUGAGGAUCCACCUACUAGGGAUAGGCGUGCAGGUUUCGAAAAUGAUGAAGACCAAGGCCGCCCAUCGAAUCGUCGAAGCAACGAUUUCGAGAGAAACGAACGUGAUGGUGGCAGAGAGAAUUGGGACAUGGGAGAACGCAAAUUCAAUGAUCGCAGCCGCUUUUCCGCCAAUGAUGAUCGUAACGAUGGCCGAGACAAGAACAGAGGUUUUGGCAAUAAUGCAGAUGGAUAUCGACAGGAAUAUCGUAGGCGUGAUGGAUUCGCACCGUCCAGAGGCAAUUUUGAGAAUAACGGAUAUGACGACAGAGAACCUACGGGAAAAUUCGGUGGUUACAAAGGAGAUGGCCCGAGAAGCGGUGGUCCCGACGACAACAGAGGGCGAUAUCAGUCAAGGCCCUUUGAUAGUCGCAAUGAUGAUUUUGUUAAAAGUGGCUAUGGUCGUGAGAGAGGUAAUGACCAGAGGCGCAUCUUCGAAAACAGAAGCGGCGGUUUUGCGCGAAAUAAUCAGGACGGUGAUGAUCGCCGUUUUGAUAAUCGUUUCAACGAGAAUGAAGGUGGCUAUGGCGGUGGAGGACGAAGUUCUCCCUACAGUCGAAGAGGCUAUGGAGAUCGCAACGACUCUGGUCCACCAGGAAGAGCUCUUGGGAAAACAGCGGCUUACACCCAGAUUUGAUCAGGAUUUGCAUGGACAAAUGUCAUUACCGAUAUGUUCGACCUAUUCAAGCAGCAGCCAUUCCUUUGAUUCUAAGUGGUCGUGACGUCGUGGGACUUGCUGAAACAGGUGGAGGUAAAACGGCCGCUUUUGUUCUCCCGAUUCUUCAUCAGAUUCUGAAAAUGGGUAGCGAGACUUUGUCAUCACUGAAGAGUGGUGAAAUCUUAGCACUCGUUGUAGCCCCAACGCGUGAACUUGCCAGGCAGCUGUAUGAUUCUUUCCGAAAACACUCUUACGAGACUGAGGUUAAAUGUUGUGUCGCGUAUGGUGAAAUUCCUCGAUGGAAAAACCUUGCCGAUAUCCACGGAGGUUGCCACGUCCUUGUUGGAACUAGUGGACGCCUCAUGGAUUUCGUUCAAAAAUCAGAUAUAAAUGUGAGGAGCGUUCGAUUUUUGGUCUUGGACGAAGCUGACAUGCUACUAGAAGAUGGGCGAGAGAACCAUCUCAAUUCAAUUCUGUCAAACGAGAAGUUACCUAAGCCCGAUUCUCGUCAGACACUUUUGUUCAGCGCUACUUUUCCUGCUGAUGUUCAAAAAUUCGCAGGGCAGGUGCUCAAACAGAAAUAUGUGAUGAUUCGAAGCAGCCAACGUGGGAAGGCCAAUGUGCGCGUGAAGCAGAAAUUCGUGAAGACGGAAGGAACAGCCGAGAAGAACGACACUCUUUUUGAUAUUUUGGAAUCAGAACGUGACAAGCUAACCGAUGAUGGUUCUCCGACGAGAACACUGGUCUUCGUAGGAACAAAGAAACAAGCCGAUUAUCUUGCAAUGAUGCUGUGUCAGAAAGGCGUAAAAGCUGGCAGCAUAAACGGGUCGCGAAAGAAACGGACCAGGAAAUUCCUGCAUGGCUAGAUGAAAUAUGUAACCAGGACAGCUUCAGCCGUGCUGGCUUUGGUGCAAGUAGUGGCAGCUUUGGUGCAAAAGGGUUCGGAUCAACUUCCGGGUUUGGAGCAGGCGGCUUUGGAUCCAAAGGGUUCGGAGGAGCACCAUCUAGUAGUGGCUUCGGAGAAGGAGCAAAUGCGAACGAUCAGGAAUCUAAGGACCAACCCGAUGAUCAGGAACUCGGUUCCGCAUCUUUUGGAGAAGGAGGUUUCGGGCCGGAUAAGAAACCUGCUGA